Molecule: messenger RNA, 2365 nt
Organism: Budorcas taxicolor (takin)
Lineage: Eukaryota; Metazoa; Chordata; Mammalia; Artiodactyla; Bovidae
Gene: KLHL22
Product: kelch like family member 22
Exons: 7
Coding region: 62-1966 (634 amino acids)
Biological process (GO): cell division; positive regulation of TORC1 signaling; proteasome-mediated ubiquitin-dependent protein catabolic process
Cellular component (GO): mitotic spindle; cytosol; Cul3-RING ubiquitin ligase complex
Molecular function (GO): protein binding
Source: RefSeq, a predicted model, not a curated record
CCUCGGCUUGCGGCGGCGCCAGCUGACAGCCGCGGAGCUGAGGUCCGGAGCGGUGGUCAGAAUGGCGGAAGAGCAGGAGCUCGCCCGGCUCUGCAAGUUGCCCACGCAGCCCUCCCACCCACACUGCGUCAGCAACACCUACCGGAGCGCCCAGCACUCCCAGGCGCUGCUCCGGGGGCUGCUGGCCCUGCGGGACAGCGGCAUCCUCUUCGAUGUGGUCCUGGUGGUGGAGGGGAAGCAGCUCGAGGCCCACCGCAUCCUGCUGGCUGCCUCCUGCGACUACUUCCGGGGCAUGUUCGCUGGGGGCCUGAAGGAGAUGGAGCAGGAGGAGGUCCUGAUCCACGGCGUGUCCUACAGCGCGAUGCGCCAGAUCCUGCACUUCAUCUACACGGCCGAGCUGGAGCUCAGCCUGAGCAACGUCCAGGAGACGCUGGUCGCUGCCUGCCAGCUCCAGAUCCCGGAGAUCAUUCACUUCUGCUGCGACUUCCUCACGCCCUGGGUGGACGAGGACAACAUCCUCGACGUCUACCGGCUGGCUGAGCUCUUUGACCUGAGCCGCCUGACCGAGCAGCUGGACGCCUACAUCCUCAAGAACUUCGUGGCCUUCUCGCGGACUGACAAGUACCGCCAGCUGCCCCUGGAGAAGGUCUACGCCCUCCUGAGCAGCAACCGCCUGGAGGUGUCCUGCGAGACGGAGGUGUACGAGGGCGCCCUGCUCUACCACUACCCACUGGAGCAGGUGCAGGCCGACCGGCUCCCGCUGCACGAGCCGCCCAAGCUCCUGGAGACCGUGCGCUUCCCCCUCAUGGAGGCCGAGGUCCUGCAGCGGCUGCACGACAAGCUGGAGCCCAGCCCGCUGAGGGACACCGUGGCCGAAGCCCUCAUGUACCACCGGAACGAGAGCCUGCAGCCCAGCCUGCAGGGCCCGCAGACCGAGCUGCGCUCCGACUUCCAGUGCGUGGUGGGCUUCGGGGGCAUCCACUCCACGCCGUCCACCGUCCUCAGCGACCAGGCCAAGUACCUGAACCCGCUGCUGGGGGAGUGGAAGCACUUCACUGCGUCCCUGGCGCCCCGCAUGUCCAACCAGGGCAUCGCGGUGCUCAACAACUUCGUGUACCUGAUCGGAGGGGACAACAACGUGCAGGGCUUCCGCGCGGAGUCCCGCUGCUGGAGGUACGACCCGAGGCACAACCGCUGGUUCCAGAUCCAGCCGCUGCAGCAGGAGCACGCGGACCUGUGCGUGUGCGUUGUGGGCGGCUACAUUUACGCGGUGGCGGGCCGCGACUACCACAACGAUCUGACCGCUGUGGAGCGCUACGACCCCGCCACCAAUUCCUGGGCCUACGUGGCGCCGCUCAAGAGGGAGGUCUACGCCCACGCGGGCGCCGCGCUGGACGGGAAGAUGUACGUCACCUGCGGCCGCCGCGGGGAGGACUACCUGAAGGAGACCCACUGCUACGAGCCGGGCAGCGACACCUGGCACGCGCUGGCCGACGGCCCGGUGCGGCGGGCCUGGCACGGCAUGGCCACGCUGCUGGACAAGCUGUACGUGAUCGGGGGCAGCAACAACGACGCGGGCUACCGCAGAGACGUGCACCAGGUUGCCUGCUACAGCUGCAGAUCCGGGCAGUGGUCGUCCGUCUGCCCGCUCCCGGCCGGGCACGGGGAACCGGGCAUCGCUGUGCUCGACAGCAGGAUCUAUGUGCUGGGCGGCCGCUCACACAACCGAGGCAGCCGCACGGGCUACGUGCACAUCUACGACGCGGGCAAGGACAGCUGGGAGGAGGGGCCGCAGCUGGACAACUCCAUCUCGGGCCUGGCCGCCUGUGUGCUCACCCUGCCGCGGUCCCUGCUGCUCGAGCCGCCCCGGGGGACCCCUGACCGCAGCCAGGCCGACCCGGACUUCGCCUCCGAGGUGAUGAGUGUGUCUGACUGGGAGGAGUUCGACAACUCCAGCGAGGACUAGGGUCCCGGGGCGGGGGAGUGGGAGAUCCGAGGCGUCCCCCACCCUGCCCGUCGGCAGGUAGGCAGGUGUUUUGGGGGCUCGCAGACCUGUGGCAGGAACCCUCUGGGAAGGGCCCGGUCUCCAGACAGCCCCCAGGCCUCUCCUCCUCGGCAGGCGUGGCUGGGCGCCGGCACCACUCUGCCUUAGUCACUGUUGGGCUGAGAGGGCGCCUUCUCCCAAGGGGGUUGGGGACGGGCCCCCGCGGGGGAGCCGGGCUGAGCCCAUCGCCAGCCCAGCAGCUCCUGAGACGGAAGUGGGAGCAGAGAGCCAGCCAGGGGCCCGAGGCUGGUUGUGAUAACAGGGUCUUGCAGCUGGGCCUUCCCGCCCCCGUGUUGUUGAUAAAUGAAAUAAAGCACCUUC